Molecule: messenger RNA, 1604 nt
Organism: Gadus morhua (Atlantic cod)
Lineage: Eukaryota; Metazoa; Chordata; Actinopteri; Gadiformes; Gadidae
Gene: srsf2b
Product: serine and arginine rich splicing factor 2b
Exons: 3
Coding region: 220-948 (242 amino acids)
Molecular function (GO): RNA binding
Source: RefSeq, a predicted model, not a curated record
ACGUCAGAGAACCACACUAGCAGUAGCUCGGCGAGGAACGACGGGCUUUGUGAGUAUGAGCAUUUUUUAGCAAGAAAACCGUAGUAAUAUCCAUCCGAGACUACCGAAUUCGAUCGUUUUUUGUAAAUCAAGGUUAGUUAACCGUCCGCAGGUGAAGAUUAGUUAUUUUUAGCUGACUGUGUGUCGAGUUUCUACCCUCGUGUUUCGCUGGACGACACGAUGAGCUACGGUAGGCCUCCGCCCGACGUCGAGGGCAUGACGUCGCUCAAGGUGGACAACCUAACGUACAGAACAUCCCCAGAAACACUCCGACGCGUGUUUGAAAAGUACGGCCGUGUCGGGGAUGUGUACAUCCCUCGGGAUCGGUACACUAAGGAAAGCCGUGGCUUCGCCUUUGUGCGAUUCCACGACAAACGGGAUGCCGAAGACGCAAUGGACGCCAUGGAUGGCGCUCUGCUCGACGGGCGGGAGCUGCGAGUGCAAAUGGCGCGUUACGGCCGCCCUCCGGAUUCUCACCACGGCGGCGGUAGUGGUGGACGCGACGGUGGUGGUGGUGGACGAGAUGGUGGUGGUGGACGGCGUGGCGGGGCACCCCGGAGAAGCGGUGGUAGCAGCGGAGGUUAUGGUCGCCGUAGCAGAAGCGCUUCCCCCAGCCCCAGGCGGAGGAGACGUAGCCGAUCCCGCAGCAGGAGUCGGUCCCGUUCCCACAGCAGGUCCCGAUACAGCCGGUCCAGGUCCCGCUCCUACUCGCGUUCCAAGUCCACCUCGCCCAAAAGGAAGACCAAGGCCACAAAGUCCCCGUCACGUUCCCGUUCCAGGUCCAAGUCCAAGAGCAAGUCCCGAUCACGUACCCCUGCCUCCAACAAAGGGUCUCGGUCCAGAUCUAAAAGCCCCCCCAAGUCUCCCGCAGUUCCACCAGCAGGGGAGAACGGAGGACAGACCCCUUAAAGCGACAUGAUAUUUCAGGCGAGGACAACCUACCUUCAAGGCCACGACAGGAUUCCACCCAAGCAAAGAUUUACUAGUGUAAAGGUUACUUUAGUGUCGUCCUCCCCUUUAAAACAAAAUGGCAUCUUUUUAUAUUUUUCCAAAUGCAUUGACUAACGGGCAGAGAUGCGUGGGUCCUCUAAAACGACCUAAUCACUAGACGGCUGUUUAGCAGGUCACACUGGCCUGUCUCAUUUCUCUUCUUUUUUUUUUCUAUUUUCUUUGACAUGUUUUUUUAAGUCAGUUUAAAUCCACAAUUUUGAAGUCCACCACAGAUUUUAAGGUAUAUUGUAUUUUUACAGGAUCUGGCAGUAGUCGACUUUUUUUUCUUUGGUUUCUAAUCUUCUUCCCUGUAUUUUUUGUGCACUAGGCUGCAGUUGUGUAGCGGUUGAGUAUUGCGGGUUAGCUGUUAAGUGGCGUUGUGUCCAGUAUUCUCCUGUGACUACCAAGGGGUGACUGCUGCUUGUCCAGUCUAUCCUGAAAGGUAACCUGGAUUGAAGUUUGCUUUCAUUUCUUUUAAUCACGCUAAAGCUACAUGCCCAUGAUGCAUCCCUCUCUGAAUGUGGUGUACCUAUUCCGCUGUGAAUGAAAAUAAAGAUUUGGUGAUUUGUCUAAAA